CAGGGCCGCUCACGAGGUUCCUCCUUUCUCAGCCAGCACCGUCGUUGCGGGUGAGUGUGUGGCGUGGAUGGACUGGUGAAAUUUGUCAAAAUUCACUCAAGUCAGCCAAUUUGGAGUUCCAGUAGAACGCCAUCAACAUGCCGGCUUAUUUUCAAAGGCCAGAAAAUGCUCUCAAACGAGCGAACGAGUUCCUUGAGGUUGGCAAGAAGCAGCCAGCCUUGGAUGUUUUGUACGAUGUCAUCAAGAGCAAGAAACAUCGAACAUGGCAGAAGAUCCACGAGCCCAUCAUGCUCAAGUACCUGGAGCUCUGCGUGGAUCUCCGCAAGAGCCACCUGGCCAAGGAGGGUCUCUACCAGUACAAGAACAUCUGCCAGCAGGUGAACAUCAAAUCUCUGGAGGAUGUGGUUAGGGCUUACCUGAAGCUGGCGGAGGAGAAGACUGAGACUGCCAAGGAGGAGUCCCAGCAGAUGGUCCUGGACAUCGAGGAUCUGGACAACAUCCAGACUCCUGAAAGCGUGCUCCUGAGCGCUGUGAGUGGAGAGGACACUCAGGAUCGUACUGAUCGCCUGCUGCUCACUCCCUGGGUCAAGUUCUUGUGGGAGUCGUACCGUCAGUGCCUGGACCUGCUGCGAAACAACUCCAAGGUGGAGCGCCUGUACCAUGACAUUGCCCAGCAAGCAUUCAAGUUCUGCCUUCAGUACACCCGUAAAGCAGAAUUCCGCAAACUGUGUGACAAUCUGCGUAUGCAUCUGGGUCAGAUCCAGCGCCACCACAACCAGAGCACUGCCAUCAAUCUGAACAACCCUGAGAGCCAGUCUAUGCACCUGGAGACACGUCUCGUGCAGCUGGACAGCGCCAUAAGCAUGGAGCUCUGGCAGGAAGCAUUCAAGGCUGUUGAAGACAUCCAUGGACUGUUUGCUCUUUCCAAGAAGCCUCCUAAACCCCAGCUGAUGGCCAACUAUUACAACAAGGUGUCUACUGUGUUCUGGAAAUCUGGAAAUGCUCUAUUCCACGCCUGCACCCUCCACCGGCUCUAUCAUCUCUCAAGGGAGAUGCGAAAGAAUCUGACCCAAGAUGAGAUGCAGAGGAUGUCCACCAGAGUCCUCCUGGCAACACUGUCCAUUCCCAUCACCCCCGAGCGCACUGACAUCGCUCGGCUGCUGGACAUGGAUGGCAUCAUUGUGGAAAAGCACCGCAGGCUGGCCACCCUCCUGGGCCUGCAGUCUCCACCAACCCGCCAGAGUCUCAUCAAUGACAUGGUGAGAUUCAAUCUGCUGCAGUAUGUUGUUCCUGAUAUCAAAGAACUGUACAACUGGCUUGAGGUAGACUUUCAUCCUCUGAAGCUGAGUGGAAGAGUGACCAAGGUGUUGAACUGGGUGAGAGACCAGGCUGAGAAGGAGGCUGAUCUGCAGCAGUAUGUCCCUCAUCUGCAGAGUAAUACCAUCCUGAGACUCCUGCAACAGGUUGCGCAGAUCUAUCAAAGCAUCGAGUUCACUCGUCUAGCCUCCCUUGUUCCAUUUGUGGAUGCCUUCCAGCUGGAGCGCUCCAUUGUGGAUGCUGCCCGGCACUGUGAUCUGCAGGUCCGUAUAGAUCACACCUCUCGCACUCUGAGCUUUGGCUCUGACCUGAACUACUCGACCAAAGAGGACGCCCCUGUUGGUCCUUUCCUUCAGAACAUGCCCUCAGAGCAGAUAAGGAACCAGCUGACUGCAAUGUCUGCUUCUUUGGCCAAAGCCAUCUACAUCAUCAAGCCUGCUUCCAUCCUGCAAGAGCGCGAGGAGCAAAACCAACAGGCCAUCGCUGCCUAUCUCAAAAAUGCCCGCAAAGAUCACCAGCGCAUCCUGGCUCGUAGACAAACCAUUGAGGAGCGCAAGGAGCGCCUGGAGAGCCUCAACAUUCAGCGUGAGAAGGAGGAGCUGGAGCAGCGUGAAGCUGAGAUGCAGAAGGUCCGCAAGGCUGAAGAGGAGCGUCUGCGCCAGGAGGCCAAAGAGCGAGAGAAGGAGCGCAUCAUGCAGGAGCAUGAGCAGAUCAAGAAGAAGACAGUCCGUGAACGACUGGAGCAGAUCAAGAAGACUGAACUGGGAGCUAAGGCCUUCAAGGAUAUUGAUAUUGAGGACCUUGAGGAGCUGGAUCCUGACUUCAUCAUGGCCAAACAGGUGGAGCAGCUGGAGAAGGAGAAGAAGGAACUUCAGGAGCGUCUGAAGAACCAGGAGAAGAAGAUCGACUACUUUGAGAGGGCAAAACGUCUCGAAGAGAUUCCUCUUAUCAAGAAGGCGUAUGAGGAGCAGCGUAUCAAGGACAUGGAGCUGUGGGAACUCCAAGAGGAGGAGAGGAUCAGUAACAUGAAAGUGGAACGGGAGAAGGCUCUGGAGCACAAGAAGCGCAUGUCCAGGAUGAUGGAGGACAAAGAAAACUUCUUGUCCAAAAUUACUGCUGCCCGUAGCUUCAUUUAUGAGGAAAAACUGAAAACUUUCGAGGAGCGCUUGGUUGUGGAGAGGAAGAAGCGCCUGGAAGAAAGGAAGAAGCAGCGCAAAGAGGACCGGCGUAACACUUACUACCGUCAGAAAGAGGAAGAGGCUCAGCGUAUCCACGAGGAGCAGCUAAAGAAAGAGCGUGAGGAGCGUGAACGCCUGGAACAAGAGCAGCGAGAGGAGGAGGAGAGGGAGUACCAGGAGCGUCUGCGCAAGCUCGAGGAGCAGGAACGAAAGCAGCGUGCUCGCCAGCAGGAGAUCGAAGAGCGAGAACGUCGUCGUGAGGAGGAGAGAAGGGGCCCUCCAGAGGAGAAAGCCAAAGAUUGGGGUGAGAAGGAGGAGGGAGGAUGGAGGAAGCGCACAGAGGAAGGGGGAUCGGAUUGGCGUCGUUCCAUGCCUGAAAAGGAUUGGAGGCAGGAGGGCCGUGAGGAUGGAGAGGAGAAAGAGCCACCCUUCCGGCGGGGCGACGGUCUUCGCAGGGGUGGAGAUGACAGAGGACCCCGGCGAGGCUUUGAAGAUGACAGAGGUUCACGUCGUGGUGCUGAUGAUGACCGUCCUCCACGCAGAAUGGACGAUGACCGUCCUAUACGUAGAGGCUUCGAUGAUGACCGCGGCCCAAGGCGUGGCUUUGAUGAUGACCGUGGUCCAAGACGUGGCUUUGAUGAUGACAGAGGUCCACGCAGAAACCUGGAAGACUUGAGGGGUCCAAGGCGUGUGGCUGAUGAUGAUUGGGGCUCCAGAAGAGGAGAUGAUGACAGAGGUGGAAGGAGAGGCAUGGAUGACGACAGGCCACGUCGUGGUGGUGAUGAUGCCAAACCCUGGAAGCCUCUGGGCAGACCCGGUGGUUGGCGUGAGCGGGAGAAGGCCAGAGAGGAAAGCUGGGGUCCUCCCCGUGGCGGUGGCUCAGAAGACGGUGAUGAGGGUGAAGGAGAGGAAAGAUCUGGGGGCAGCUUCAGAGACCGUCGUCCACCGAGAGAGGAGUCUAGCUGGAGGAGAGGAGGCACAGAGGAGUCAAGCUCCUGGAGGGACUCUCGCAGAGAAGACACUAGUGACCGUGGUGAACGCCGUGAUAGAGACCGCAGGGAUGACCGUGAACUCAGAGCUCCGAGAGAUCAAGAUGAAGGAGGUUCUUGGCGUCGUGGAGGCGAUGAGAAGAGGAUGGAGCGGGAAAGGGAGCCACCCAGAGAGAGGGAAAGGGAGCGCGAGCGUGAUGCUGACGGAGAAAAGGGUUGGCGUGGUGACAAAGAUGCCGCUCGUCGCACCAAGAACGAGACAGAUGAUGAUGGCUGGACCACUGUCCGCCGCUGAGCAGCAACCGCUACAUCCAAUUGGCCCGGUUAAUGAUUAAUUGGUUUUGGAAAAAAUAAUAAUAUUCAAUAUCCCAUCAGCCAGUUAGCCAGUGUUUCAUUAAUGGCUCCAAGUUCCUGAUACUCAUGUGCAUUGUUCUUUUUUUGAAUGAGACAGUAGAUUUCCUGGGGAUUUUGUGUCCCGUUAUCUUUAUCUUGACUUUCUACAGUUUUGAACCCGAGGCUUCUCACAAACUGAAACAUCAUAAACCGAUUCACUUUAGUCACUUUGGCCUCAUGCAAACCAUCAGUGUAGACAUGACUUCCCCCAGUGGUUAGGAGUGUUAUUACAUUACACUGUGUGACGUGAAACUGAUUAAACUGAAAACAAACACACCCGCUCCAACUUUCAAUGCAAUCUCAGCGUAUCACCAACUGCCUCUUUUUAAAUUAAUAACCUUUGCAUAGAUGUUAUAUUACAGCACUGAUCCACAACUCUUGUAUUGGCAAUGACCAGGAAUAUGUCAUCUGCUUCAGUGAUCUCUGCUCCUCAUCUUGUGUUUCAGAUGCUUCUUAACCUGAUAUCGAACAAGUGGAAAUAACAUUUUGAUGUGCAUGCUUAGAGUAUUCAAUUGGCCUUUAUUGAUAUUCUGUAUGUGGUUCUAUCUCGCUGCAGUCAACGGUAUCCAACCUGGUUGCAUGUGUACAGAUAAAGCCUUUAUUAAUAAAGAUGAUUGCUCACCACCUA
Messenger RNA from Acanthopagrus latus (yellowfin seabream), 4505 nucleotides. RefSeq names its product eukaryotic translation initiation factor 3, subunit 10 (theta) (gene eif3s10). The record is from RefSeq and is a predicted model, not a curated record. Lineage: Eukaryota; Metazoa; Chordata; Actinopteri; Spariformes; Sparidae. The coding region runs from base 138 to 3779 and encodes 1213 amino acids. Gene Ontology annotation, cellular component: multi-eIF complex; eukaryotic translation initiation factor 3 complex, eIF3e; eukaryotic translation initiation factor 3 complex, eIF3m. The transcript is spliced from 22 exons. Gene Ontology annotation, molecular function: translation initiation factor activity; mRNA binding. Gene Ontology annotation, biological process: translation reinitiation; formation of cytoplasmic translation initiation complex.